GCGAUCCUGGGACGCCGACGGCAAGAUGGCGGCGCGAGCAGCGCUCGGGGCCUUGUGCCGGCGUCUCUGGCAGGGUUCGAGGGAUUUUUCUGUAAACAGUUCUAAGAGCGGUACACCCCAAAAUGGUGCCUUUCUUCUCAGUUCCAGUAUGAAGUGGGUACAGUUUUCAAACCUACAUGUUGAUGUUCCCAAGGACUUAACCAAGCCUGCGAUAACUAUUUCUGAUGAACCAGACACAUUGUAUAAGCGCCUGUCUGUUUUAGUAAAAGGCCAUGAUAAGGCUGUGUUGGACAGUUAUGAAUAUUUUGCCGUGCUUGCUGCUAAAGAACUUGGUAUCUCUAUUGAAGUACAUGAACCUCCAAGAAAAAUAGAGCGAUUUACUCUUCUCAAAUCAGUGCAUAUUUUCAAGAAGCACAGAGUUCAGUAUGAAAUGAGAACACUUUACAGAUGCUUAGAGCUAAAACAUCUAACUGGAAGUACAGCAGACGUCUACUUGGAAUACAUUCAGCGAAACUUACCUGAAGGAGUUGCCAUGGAAGUUACAAAGACAAAAUUAGAACGGUUACCAGAACACAUCAAGGAGCCAAUCUGGGAAAAGAUACCAGAGGAAAAAGAAGAAAGCAAGUCAUAAAGUCUCAGAGACUAGUUGUGUGGGCUUCUGAAUGAGGGAGGGCCAGCCACGUGGGCUGAAGUGGAGAGUGCUGCCAGUUGAGACGGUUCUCUAUUGAGUCCACAUGUCCUGAUCAUGGGCAGCAGGGGAUGGAGCAUUAAGGAUUCAAUGGACUAUAGUGAAAGAGCCACUUUAUCUGUCCUUUUAUACAUGUCAUCAUUUCAGUUCUGAUUUUACCAAAUGUGAGUAAACCAUUUUGACCACUAUG
This is a messenger RNA of Eptesicus fuscus (big brown bat), 878 nucleotides long. RefSeq names its product mitochondrial ribosomal protein S10 (gene MRPS10). The coding region runs from base 26 to 631 and encodes 201 amino acids. Gene Ontology annotation, cellular component: mitochondrion; mitochondrial small ribosomal subunit. Lineage: Eukaryota; Metazoa; Chordata; Mammalia; Chiroptera; Vespertilionidae. The transcript has 7 exons. The record is from RefSeq and is a predicted model, not a curated record.